CGACCCAUUCUUCCAACCAGAUCGCCGACCACCUCCCUUGAUUUUGCAGCCACCAGUCACAACAAGCCAGCCACCUCACCCCUCACCCGCGCGUGCCUCCAACGCUCGAUACAAAGCUCCGUGUGCCUCGACCUCCUGCUCCACGCGAGCCGAGCCGUCGCACGCGUCCGUCGCACGCAGCUCCCCGCGUUCAUCGCCCGCAGCUAGGACUGUGCCGCCCUGCUCCUCCUCUUUUCGUAUUCCUCCUUCCCCUCACUCUGAUCCUCUCUCUGCCUCAUCUCGCGGGGGGUCGAGCCGACAUGGAGCAGCAGUCGCAACACGCCAAGGUCGUCCCUGUCAUGGUCGUCCGAGGGAAGCAUGCCGCACGCGUCGUCAGCCCCGAGCGCCGCUGGGAGCUCCUUGCUCGCGUGUCCUCAGCCGCUGGAUCCGGUCCCAUCGGACCUCCCCUGCAGCUGUCUCCAGCGCUGCACUGAACUUCUCCAGCCUACUCUGCUUCGUCCAUGGAGCUCGAGGUUCCAUCGCGGCCGGCCUCUGCAGGCGCCUUUACCCCAACGCCUUCUAGGAGCUCCAGGUUCCGUAGUGGCUUCAAUGGAGCACCCUGCCGUGGGACCGUGCCCCAACUUCGAGUGGAUUCGAAGCCCUGCGAAUGGAUCCGCGACCCGCGCCCCUUGCAGCCUCGCCGGAGAUGGCCUCCCCCGUCGCAACCCUGUCCGCCAUGGCGAUCGAGCAACCCCAGUCACAGCAAAAGAACGAGCCGUCUGAUUCUUUUAUUUCAGAUUUUUUUUCAGCCAGCGACAUGCUAUGCUUCUUCUAGCUAAGUGUGCAUCUUUUAUCAAUUCAAGCCGUACCCCAGCUAGUCCGCGCAUUGGUUUAGAACCAGGGGAUUGCGGGUUUGCAUCCCCACAUAUGUUGUGUAGACCCAUGGAACCAACCCAAGUGGUCAAUGCACAGUGCUAGCACCGCGAGGUCCAGGGAUCAAAUCCCCACAGCCUCUCUUUUAUUUUCACCCGUGCAUUUGUUUUCCUGUUGUAUUCAUGGUAUAAUAUCUUGUGUUGCUCGUA
Hordeum vulgare subsp. vulgare (domesticated barley) is the source of this 1061-nucleotide messenger RNA. RefSeq lists its product as uncharacterized. The record is from RefSeq and is a predicted model, not a curated record. Bases 358 to 762 code for a protein of 134 amino acids. The transcript has 2 exons. NCBI's taxonomy places the organism in Eukaryota, Viridiplantae, Streptophyta, Magnoliopsida, Poales, Poaceae.